AGCAAUGGUGUACGAGGUGAGCAAGUUGAUAAGUGUUGUUGUUUUUGUCCCAUAUGAGUCUGACUUUGUAUCAAGCGAUUCUUUACAAUUUUGUUCGAAAUUUGAGAUUCAUCAAUCGAGGGUACUUUAAAAAUUCCGAAAGUGUUUACACCUUCUCUGAUUGACCAAUUCAACGGUGAAAACUGGAGGUGUACUUCUGAGAAGACGCAACUAACUUUGUCACCGCCAGGCGGGUGCGACCGAAGCCAAGUAGACUGCUGUUCGGUGCAAGUUCAGUAAAUGGAUAAACUAUCAACAUUAAGGACUGAAUAUGAAGAGGUUGAUAAAUCCUGGUCUUGCUUCCAUGGCAAGGAGUUGACAGCAGAUAAGCUGGAGUUUGAGCGACAACUUGAUCAUCUGGUCCUCUGGAUUGAUGCCUGGUCGCACGUGCAGAGAUGUACAAUCCUAGAAGGUUUGAUGUCCCUGAGCAAUUUCAACCAAUUCUCGUUUCUGUCUACUACUCUUUUACCAACCCUUCAUCGGGAUUUUAUGUAUACAUCAAAGCAAGAUUUCCCCCAGAAUAAAUUCACACCCAUCAGCACGCAAGUAUCCAGGACGAAAAAAGUGAGACGACGCUUAAAGAAAUACCACCGCUUAGAAAGUGCUCAUCUUCAAGCUCGUAAGGACAUUAUACAAUGCAAUUCCCUACUUACACCUCCUCAGUCAGCAAAGGAGAUGAAUGCUGAUCAAACUCACAAUUACAAAUCAAGAUGGGAUUUACCAGGUUUAACCAAGAGUACCUCCAAAUUACCAACAAUACACAGAGGUCUUCCAAUGAAUUAUAAAAAGACGCAACAUCCACUGAGCAAGUCAGCACCAGCAGGAGGGGUCAGGGUUAAUGUAUUUCCCUCUAUACGGAGACAUGUCCAAGAAACACAGGUUGCUAAUAAUGUUCAUAGCUCUAACUUGAAGGAGAUACGUUAUGAGCCAAUGGUAGUGGAAGAGAGACCUCGCUUGGUGAAAUCUAUGUCGGCAAUUCAGCUGAACAGAACAAGAUCUUCCAUGUCAGGAACAGAUCCUAGAAAUUUAGAGCCAGUGGUGUCCAAGCCAGAUGAGGCAUGGCAACUGUUUCAUUGGUACACAAGCUACUGGACAGAUGUUCAAAGGAAUGAGUUUCUUCACCUCUUGAUGAAGCGUUUGGAUGCAAGGCAGCUAUAUUUUGUCUCAAGCAUAUUGGCGUUGAAGAAGUAUCGAGACUUCAUAACUUUGCUUCCAGAAGACAUCGCGUUUAGAAUUUUGCGCAAUCUUGACCCUAAACAUUUGUUGAUUGCUGCUCGAGUAAGUCAUGCAUGGAACAAACUAUCAAGUCAUAAUGAAGUAUGGAAGGCCAAAUGUGAUCAGGUUAAUAUUGCUGUGCCUAUUCCAGAAAAUGAAGUAAGAUGGAAAGAUAUUUAUCGCGAUAACAAAUUCCUGAAACGUAAUUGGAACAGCGGACAAUGUAAAGAAACUGACCUCAAGGGACAUUCUGCUAAAGUUUUAUCAGUUGUACAUGAUGGUAAUAACCGAUUGGCUAGUGGUAGUAAAGACACAACGAUUAAAUUAUGGGAUGCAAAAAGUGGUCAUCUUCUACAGACAUUAAAAGGACACACGAAAGGAGUUUGGUGUCUGCAGUUUUUUACUGAAAACUUGCUUGUUAGUGGUUCUUUUGAUAACACAAUAAAAGUUUGGAACCUGCGGACAGGAUCAUGUAGUAGGACAUUGUAUGGGCAUAAUGGGGCAGUGUGGGCGAUGGUUCGCAAGAAAAACCUACUUGCAUCUGCCUCGCAGGACAGGACGGCUAAACUGUGGCAUAUUGGACGGUGUAUGCUGCUUCACACGCUGUCUGGGCAUGCCCAGGCUGUCUUUUGCAUUGACAUGGAUGAUAACUGUACUAUUGUGAUAACAGGCUCAGCUGACAGAAGCAUUCGAAUAUGGAGCACAGAAACAGGUCGGCACAUGAAGGUCAUAUGGGCAAGUCAGACAACCUCAAUAAUGUCACUUAGCUAUCACCAUGGUUACAUAGCAUGCUCUGUUGGUGAGAUCAUCUCUCUAUGGAGGGUUGAUACCGGGGUCUGCGUUAGAACAUUCGAUGAACAUGAAAAACGAGUUGAAAGUUUAAAUGUACGAGUAGAUGAUACAUCAGACCCAGACAAUCCUAGUGGGCUACUGGUGAGUGCUGGACAGGAUGGCCACAUAAAGUACUGGGAUAUUUUAAAGGGCAAAUGUAAGCAUACACUACGAGGCCAUUCAACACAAAUCAACUGCAUCGUGUGUGAUAAGACGAAAAUAGUUAGUGCAUCCUAUGACAAUAAACUGCGUGUGUGGGACUUCAAUACUGUUGUGUGACAGAGAGGGCGGUCUUUAAAGUGUGUGUUACCAUAAAUUGAGAUACUGUAUAUGCAAAAGUGGAGUGAUUGCAAUAUUCAGUAGUUCACCACAGAGAAUUAUUUAGUAUACAUAGUUGUUAUAUUUCUGUGACCAGAAAAGUACUACUAUUUGUCCAGAUAAUAAUACAUUUAUGGCAUAUAAGAAAUUGUACAUAUUCAAUGUAAAUUUUUUAAUCUAUAGUUUUCAUUUUUAUACUACCCAUUUUAUACAUAUCUAAGUGUAUUCUGCUAACCAGUUGUAAAGGUAGUGUCGAGAUGACAUUUAUUGAGCAUGAUUUCACUUGCUUUCCCAUACAAAUUGCCACCAAUAAGUACUUCUCUACUCACAGAAAUUCAACUGGAGUAGAGUUGAAUUUGCAUUCUAAUCCCAUGGUCCUGGGUUUAAUUCCUGUUAGCAGGACUUUUUCUAAACGACUGAAGACAACUCCACUCCGUAGCCUCAAAAAGAGACUUCGCUGAUAAAACCAUCACAAUAUCUCAUCAUGGACCUAUUAAUAA
This is a messenger RNA of Anneissia japonica, 2903 nucleotides long. RefSeq names its product F-box/WD repeat-containing protein pof1-like. The transcript is spliced from 16 exons. The coding region runs from base 280 to 2364 and encodes 694 amino acids. The record is from RefSeq and is a predicted model, not a curated record. NCBI's taxonomy places the organism in Eukaryota, Metazoa, Echinodermata, Crinoidea, Comatulida, Comatulidae. Gene Ontology annotation, molecular function: protein binding.